GAAACACAGCGUGCUAUUGCGCAGUGCAUGGCGCGAGUGGACGAAUUGCAGUCCGAGAUGCGACAGGGGAACGAGCAUAAGAUCGAAGUUUGUUCGGGGCAGGUCGUGAGCAAGCCUGCCGCGAUAAGUCCUGAGAAGGCGCUGGAAGAGCCGAAAGAGCCAGUUCCGUUGGGGGAGUCGACGUGGAACGCAUUGUUGGUCAUUGGGUUCACAGGGGCUGGAUGCUUCGACAGCAUGGUCGCGAGUCAUCGGAUUGGCUCCGCCCGGAGAUGGCGAAUGGGGGCCGCGCACGACCACAAACAUCUGGAUCUUGCAGGCACAAGUCUUGUGUCGCGCGUAUGCAACGGAGAUUCUUCCUUGAUCAUGUCCAACCAGCAGGCCACCUUGAUUGGACAGGUGAAUGCAUAUCUUGGCCUGACGGAUUCCCAAUUGACUCCUGAUGGCCUGUCCCCUGGGACUGUCCUUUGCGUUCUCUGCAUGUUUUGGUGGUGCCUCUAUCUUUGCAGAGAGCUUCGCUCAAUCCUUUCAUCCGUCGAGGCUCUGUGGCAUGUGCCACAUGGCCCCACGGAGCUUGUUGACGGCGUCCUCUCAUCCGUGUCAAUGCCACGGCGUUGCUUGUUCUACACCCUUCGGUUCUCAAAGGCUGCAAUCUCUUGCAUGUUGCUGGGGGCUGGCAUUUUAUGGCUUGCAAACACUACAUCUGUCGGGCGCCUUAUGCUGAAUGCUGUGGCCUUGAAAAGCCUCUUAGAGCUGGACACCAUCGUUUACGGAGCUGUCAUGCCCAGGAAAUUCCAGGUCAGCAUCAAGAAGCUCAAGCCCCUGCACAUCCGCAACUCUGUAUUGCGAAGUCAGAUGGAGUCCUUGCUGCUUGUGCUGCUCUUCGCAGUCGCAAUGGUUUUGACAUGGUCCCAGCUGGUUGCCCCGCUUUCUGCCACGAUGCAAGACUUGAAGCGUGAGUACUGUGCUGGCAACCAAGACUUUGUGGUCGGCAUAAAUGACCAUCACGGCGUGGCUGUCGUGCGACCAACUGUGCAGUUUUCUGACGAUCUCCUGUCAGGUCCUGUUGAACAAGAAGUGCGCGAAUAUGCUCUGUCAUCAAGUCAGACCCAGCUGCUUGCAACUUUCAACAACACACGUGACUUCGAGAGGAUGCGUUUGGAGACGUUCGCCACCUCUACGACGCAGUCGCUGAAAUGUGAUGAUUUUGACAACUGGUUCCUCCGGGGCCAAGGAGAUGCUAUUCCUGACAGAUAUGCGCCAUACUGGUGGUCAGCAGCCAUCGGCCUAGGCUUGCCAAGCACCAGCACCUGUGCGGAUAUGGCCGCCCACUGCCACGAUCCCGAUUCACAGCUCCUGCGCAUGGUCUGCAGUGUAACAUGUGGGUGCACUGAUCCUGCAGCCAAUGCGAUGUACAAGGUUCGGGCCCAGGGAUGCUUGCAGCAAUGUCGCAAUGAAGUUCAGUUCUGGACAAGUGAGCUUCCCUGCGAAGAUGUAGAAGCAGACUCACCGGCUUGGCAAACCUUCUGGGAUCUAUAUCCGUCGGCUAUGGAGGCAUUCUAUGGGGCCAGCGAUUCGCAGAGAUCGCAGCUUCAGACAUUGGCCCAAAAUAUGAAGGACUCCGGCUGCAGCCUUCUGGCUCCUGAUCUUGAGGCAAAUGACCCGCUCACUGAGGUUCGUUUCUGCGAUGGACAUCCUCAGCUUUUCGCGCCUUUGAGCCAGCUUUGUCCGGCGACAUGCUGUACUAGCAGCAGUGCGUUUUGCCCAUCCAGCUGCAGCGCGUAG
Molecule: messenger RNA, 1782 nt
Organism: Symbiodinium pilosum
Lineage: Eukaryota; Dinophyceae; Suessiales; Symbiodiniaceae
Source: the annotation of a GenBank genome assembly